UAUAGCCCCUGACACUAAAACCCAACCCGAGGAUCUCACAUACCCGAAUACACCAUCCAGAAAACCCAUCCUGUAAUGACGGUCCCCUCAUGUACGCUACAGUGUAGAGAGCCGGGACGGCCGCACUGCCACGUGACAACCACGGCCGCGGGGUAGUAAGAGAGAGCACACCAACAACUUUGACGAUGUCGGCGGGCAUUGGGCUGUGUAAAGAACUCGUUGCAAGAUGUUUCCGGAUGCAACGAUCCCUGAAGUAAAGCCGCGUCCAACGCAUAAAAGAUGAUACAUCUCCCAACAACCCAAUCACCAAUUCACCGCUUCCCCUCUUUCACCAAGUCUACUUACCUCAAUGACGGCUAAGCGUGGUAUAACACUUGUGGCCCCCAUGCCUCCCUCCAAAAGGCCCAGAAACAAUGACAAGCAAAACCACCCCCCCUUGUCCAUUGCAGAGGAACUGUCUGACAAUACGUUGGAAAGCGAAGCUGAGGACGUAAACAAUGGAGUUGCCAUCAAAGAACACAACCACUCACCGCAGGACGGUGGCAACGGAGAUGUUGAUGUACCUAAUCUUCUGCCUCCUUCAAGAUUGGUCUCCGAUGCGGGUGGAGAUGAAAAAGUUGAGGAUUCUGCGACAUCGAGCUUGGCGGCUGACAAGUCAAAGGAAUCGCAACUGGACGCUGAGCUCUCUCCUGAACGCCUUGCCGACAAUUUUUGGACUCGUCUGACAACCACUCCAUGGGAAGCAAAUGAGAAGGAGAAAGCAUCGAGAUCGCGUGUGCGUGGUGGAGAUGGGGUGUUCAAGGAUAAGGACCAAUGGGAACCGGCACUUGUUCAACGCUUGUACAGCAUGACCUCCUUUGAUGCCAUCGUCGAUGAUGGCGUAGGGGCUAUCGAGUGCUUCACUCCGGGUGAUAGCAAGUUCGUCUUCACUGGUAAACCCUUGUCUCUUGGAUAUCGGCGAGCGUCCCAGAACAUCAAGGCAGGCCAGGCUCUACGUUUCUUGUUCACGGGCGUCGUCAAGGAUGCGCAUCAAUGGAGCGAUAACUACAUGCUCAACCUCGUUCCUUUAACCAGGCUUGGGUUCAAGCGUGCCAAAGAGGUUCUAAAGUAUUAUUCGAGCAAGAAGGUCCAUGCCCUAGCAAUCGAAGAGCAUUUCAUUCCACUAAAGGCUUGGACGCUUGUAGUACGUAUCUGAAAGCAACGUGGACCAAUGCUGACGCUGAUGGAGGAAGUCCAAGGAUUUCAAAGCCAUUUAUGACGCUUCGCAGGAGUAUUCCGUCGAUCAUCAAGAAAUGCCGUUGUACAAGGGUCCUCUACAAC
This is a messenger RNA of Cantharellus anzutake, 1320 nucleotides long. RefSeq lists its product as uncharacterized. The coding region runs from base 350 to 1195 and encodes 281 amino acids. Lineage: Eukaryota; Fungi; Basidiomycota; Agaricomycetes; Cantharellales; Hydnaceae. The transcript has 6 exons. The record is from RefSeq and is a predicted model, not a curated record.